GAUGCUCUGAAAGCAAAGCUGCAGCAUCUCCGAGUCAGAGUCGACCAAAAACAUCGCGUUUCUUUCAAGGCAUUGCACUUCUUCUCCCUGGACUGUAUUCAACACCAUCUACUUCUGACUGCAGGGUUUGAACACCUGCAAGCCGGAGCCGAGGACCCGUUUGAACGCCGUUUUUUCUUUCGCCCCUUGUACAUUUUGCCGUUAGGCUAUUAUUUAUUAUUCGCGCGACUUCCCAAUUUGUAGGUCAUAUAUUGUUUCCGCCAGGAGAGCGCCACCAAAGAGCGGUGCUUGAUAUUAAAGAGGAAUAAAAUCGCUUGAGCCACGAGUGAGGACGUUUCUCACAUCACUUGAAAUCAAUAUCAGUACAUCCUGAACAUAAUCGAGCCGCUGGAUAUCGAUGUGUCUUUAAUUCUUUUAUCUAGGCUACCGCGAAGCUUCGGCGUGGUGUUUCGACGGAGGAUUGCAACAACCAUAUCGACGCGCCCCAAACAUUCAUAUCAUCGCGGUUUCACAUUUAGAAACAUCAUAUCUGAUACGAAAACAGAGAUAAGAGUCUAACGAUUCUCUAUAAAAAAUGAUGGCCGGUGGGGCAGUGCAGCAAAACGGGAUUUUCUCCAACCCGCAUCAUCACAAUCAACAGCCGCACAUGGAGUCCGAUCCCCCCGAUUCCCGCAAAAGACCCCUGGAGACCCCGACGGAGGCCAGCAGCACCAAACGCACAAAUACAGGAGAGAGAUGCAACCAAGAUGCCAUCCAUGAUCCUCCAUUUUCAUCAGAUUUUGUCGGAUUUCACGAGGAAGGCGAGUAUUUCCUAAAGGUGCUGAUUCCGAGCUACGCCGCAGGCUCCAUCAUUGGCAAGGGUGGUCAGACUAUUGUCCAGCUACAGAAAGAGACAGGGGCCACCAUCAAACUGUCCAAAUCCAAAGACUUUUACCCAGGAACAACAGAGCGUGUCUGCUUGAUCCAGGGCACCGUAGAGGCGCUGAAUAGUGUUCAUGACUUCAUCGCAGAGAAGGUGCGAGAGAUGCCACAGAGCGCUCAGAAAACAGAACCGGUCAGCAUACUUCAGCCACAGACCACUGUCAACCCUGACCGUGUCAAGCAGGCCAAGCUGAUAGUGCCCAACAGCACGGCAGGGCUGAUCAUCGGUAAGGGCGGGGCCACAGUGAAGGCAGUCAUGGAGCAGUCCGGAGCCUGGGUCCAGCUUUCACAGAAACCAGAAGGCAUUAACCUGCAGGAACGUGUGGUUACCAUUAGCGGAGAGCCUGAGCAGAACCGCAAGGCCGUGGAGAUCAUCGUGCAGAAGAUCCAGGAGGACCCACAGAGCAGCAGCUGUCUCAACAUCAGUUACUCCAAUAUAUCUGGCCCCGUGGCCAACUCCAACCCCACAGGUUCCCCAUACGCCAACUCAGCAGAGGUGAUGCCGGCAGCUGCUGCUGCAGCGGCAGCCACAGCCUCUAGUCUCCUGGGGCAGGCCAGUCUGGCUGGAGUGGGUGCUUUCCCCACCACCAUGCCCAGCUUCUCAGGGAAUGACCUUCUGGCUAUCACGUCAGCGCUGAACACGUUAGCCAGCUACGGAUACAAUACCAACUCUCUGGGUCUAGGGCUCAACCCCGCGGCCGCCUCAGGAGUCCUCGCUGCUGUGGCUGCUAGUGCAAACCCUGCUGCAGCUGCAGCUGCUAACCUGCUAGCCUCAUACGCUAAUGAUGCAUCCAGCAGCGCCGGCCACCCAGCCACUAGUCUGGGUGGCUUCACGUUAGGCUCGCUGGCCGCCGCCACCGGAGCCACCAAUGGUUACCUGAGUGCUGCUUCCCCGCUGGUGGCAAGCUCUCUACUGGCCACUGAGAAGCUAGCGGAGGGGGCCAAAGAUGUGGUGGAGAUUGCCGUGCCAGAGAACUUGGUUGGUGCCAUUUUGGGGAAGGGAGGCAAAACGCUUGUGGAGUACCAAGAACUGACAGGAGCCCGCAUUCAGAUCUCCAAAAAGGGAGAAUUUGUUCCUGGCACCAGAAACCGUAAAGUUACCAUUACCGGAUCACCAGCCGCCACACAGGCAGCCCAAUAUCUUAUCAGCCAGCGAAUCACAUACGAGCAGGGUGUGAGGGCCACCAAUCCGCAGAAGUUGGGCUAAAAACAGGGAGUACGAAAAAGGAGAGAGAAAGAGUGGGGGAUGGGAAGAUACAGAGAAAGAGAUGAAGGGCACGAAUAAUGAAGAAAAUCAACCACAUACUUUGUGGAAAUCUCAGUAUUAAGAAAAAAGAUGGAAAAAUAUCCUCUCAAAGUGGAAAAUUGAAAAUUGCGAAAAUGUGUAAAAUGUAAAUAUGGGUUUAUUUCUUAAGUUUUGAUCUUUAGAAAAUUGUAUUGUUUUUUUUUUUUUUUUUGUGCAUUUUUCUGGACAGCAGUGAAUGGCAUUUCAACCUGGCAUGCUGCCGCGCUGUGGUUCCCAGCAGGUGGGCAAGGUGGUGGGAUGGGGGAGAAUGGGGUGGAGCAAUUGGACAUCCAACCCCGCUGGAAUCAGCCCUUUCCCCACCCCCAUCCCCUCCUAGCUGAGUGAUUUUUGUUCUUUACUUUUUAGUCUUUAGUUUAAUUCCCACUCUUUUGCCCAUGCCCACUCUAUAAGAGGGCCUGAGACUGAAAAUAACCCCCCCCCCCUCCCCACCAGUCUGUGACACCCCAUAACCCACCCCAGUCCCCCUCACCCUGGCCCUCCCCAUCCCAGCCUGCCCUUCUCUGGGCAGGAUAGGGCAGGGGAUGUGAUGAUGCUCCAGGGUUUCUCAGCACCACUAGACAUUGACCUGGGGUCCCAGUUUGACCAGGUGCAUGCCAUUUGAUGCUACUACAGAUGUUGUUAGCAUAAGGGAAGCUUGUAGAUCAUGUUGUGGACACAGGCCAGGAUGCAAAAUGCAGCUGCUUUGGUCAGAAUAUUUAGUACCAGGGCCAAUUUCUCUAUGGGAAUUGAAAUCUGUUGUUUAUACAAAUACUAUUAUCAUUAUUAUUACUACUACAUUAUUAUUAUUACAAAUUAUCAUCACCAUUAGCAUUAUUUAUUAAUAUGAUUUUACCCAUAAGGACUGAGGUAUUUCUUUUUUGUUUUUCUUAAUAUGUGAAUUCAGGUUGACAUGAAUGUAAAGACAAUAUUUUGGAUUUAGUUUUUUAUUUAAGUAGAUUGAAUCGUGUCCAUGUAAUACAUGUCUUAUUUAACAUCCAGUGAUAACUACACGGUCGGCACCAACAGAGUAAAGGGGCAGAUGUACUGUACAGUGAUAUUAAUACAGUUUAAACAACAAAAAACUCUCACACACUCAAACGCACACACAAACACCCUCAGUAAACUGUUACCUAUCAAAUGCUCAGUUUGAUCAUGAGCAGACUUGAAAUCACAAUGGGACUAGACAAUUUAUUCACAUAUCUACUGAAAGAGAAUGUAGGUCUUUGCACAAGUCCAAGGGAGUGUACCCGUGACAAGAAUAAAACUCUUUAUCAAAGUUCAUCGCUUUCUAUAAUGUACAAAAAGUCAGUCUAUAGUUUACGCUGCCCUUCUGUCCAGAUCUCUGCGGUACUAAAUAUAUUGUGCACUUAGAGCCACUGCAGUCGAAUGUCUGCACAAUCUUCUGUUGAAGUCAUUGGAAGAUUUGCAUAGAUAUUCCUGAUCAAAUACGAAAAUGAACACAUACUACUGAACAAUUACGGCCACGAAACAAAUUUACGCUCUGAUCGGCACAGGCUGAUUAGUUGCAUGGUCUGCCCUAGAAAUUGUGUUGCUGUUAAAGCAGGUUGCUGGCCCUAUUUUCAGUAUAGUUCCCAAGCCACUACUAAAUCUAAGACUUGUUGUCUUAGUGUUUUGAUUACAUAUAUGAGGAUCACCUACACUCUUCUAAAAUAUAUGGGCUGGCCAUGUGAACAACUUUCUGUGCAGAUUAGAACUACCCAUGUUUGACGUAUUUGCUGCUACUAAGGUCCUAGUUUGUUUUUCCUUUUGUUUUGUUUUUUAAUCUGAGUACACUGAAUUUCGUCUUAAUGCACUGUGAAGUGUGGAGGCCAUGAUGGAAGGCCAGGAAAAGUCAGGGUUCUUUAUCGUUAUCACGUUGAUGCACCACAAUGAUGGAAUAUACUCACGUGGAACGUCUCAUAUUAUACCAACCUCCAUGGAUUCAAUGAACUGUUCACAGUAAGGAAGCAGAGGAUCAGGAUCGGAAUGGUUAAUUAGGUUGAGAUCAGGCUCUUUGAGAUUAUUGGACAUCACGUUGCAGUAUCCAAAUGUAAUUUUCCAGUUUACCAAAACCCAAUAACUUACUCCCAAUCGAGAGGUUGUAUAUUUAUUGCGAAGGGGCAGAGGAUGGUAUAGCCUAUUUAUUUUGUCUAGACAAAUUUGUGUCCUCAAAAAGAGUGAUACGACAAGAAAGGAAACAAGCAUAUUUAAUAUUUUUACUGGAUGCAAUCUAUUUAAAAGCUACCACCACCAAUACAUAUCAUGAUGUUAUGCAAUUUGCUAAAAGACCAGGCUUGCAUACAGUAUGUUAAAAUAGAGAGCAUUCCCAAACAGAUUGGACGGCUACAGCGCUGUGCUCUCUCUUCUCUUGACUAAAGUUAUGAUUCUUUCCUCUCCUUUGCUAUUGGAGCACCAGGGAGAGUAAAUCUGAACCAAUUGGUAAGGAGGCUUCUUUAUUCUCAUCUAAAAACCAUCACCUCCCCUCACCUCUUCUCAACCCCUUUUUACCUUCGUGCACUCCCAUUCUGACACAUCAACCCAGAGACCCCCUUCUCUCACAUUUCUCCAUGGGUGGCGAUGUCUGGUGUAACAGUGCAUGUGUGCUUGCCCUUUCACAAAACAUUGACGAAACAUAAAGGGAAGAUGUUUCUACAGAGUAGAACGUCAAAGCUUGCAAUAGAUCACAAUCGGGCACAUCACACCUGAGACUAUCAAGUACAGGUCACUCUUUACAAAGGGAUUUUGUUCCGAGCCAUCGAUGUGUUUGUAUGGUGAGUGUGGGUAUGUGUGUGCAGCAAGCUUGCAGGCGCGAGUUUGGGUAGAUACCUGAACUAGAAGCAGUUGUACCCUAGGUGAGGAGGACUAACAAGUUGGAUGAAGAUAGAAAUGUUUGUCUUGGGAAAGGUACUCCAGGUACUCAGUUAGCUAGUUGCCCAUUUUUUUUCCAAACGAAGGGACAUCAUAGUUAUGUGUGGACGGCAGAUUUUUUUUAAGGGAAAGCUAUGAAGAUCAAGACGAGGAAGCAAUAGCAAUCGAGUGCCGCCGCACUUUAGAGUGCAUCUGUGCAUACGGUUUUACCCAUGAUGAUGCAGUAAUUCAUGAGACACUUGAACAGUGGAAUUAGUCAUGUUUUAGUCUCAGUAGAUCCCCCACAUACAAAGAUACACAUAGAUAAACCCACACAAACAUUGAAAAUAUUUUAUUGUAACAUCAGAGUUCAAUUUGAUUAACACAAAAAGCAAGAUAUUACUGUGACAAUUCAAUGUGAAAACUAAUUAAGGUGCCAAUGUAGUGUCAAGGAGCAGCUUUCUGUUUUGUAGUUUUUGUAUUCAGUACUAAAAGUACAUAUAUGGGAUUGUCUCUGUUUUUUCUUUCAUUAGUACUUGGGAAAAUAGUUAAAAUGUGAUGAGUACUGAAAGCAAUAUACGUAGUAGCAUGUCGUCAAGUCUUGUCCUUUUAUUCUGUCUGUGUAGGAGCUUUGGAUUUACCUAGAUGUUGAGUAGAUUUGCAUAUACUAUUUUUUAAGUUGUGAAGAUGCUGCUAUUGAAUAAGUGAUGUACUGAAACUUAAGAUAAAAAAAACAUAUCUGGUCAGUCAUUUAGCAGGAUGUGGUAUAGUUCUAAGAGGUGUAACUAAAUGCUACAUUGAUAAUGAAAUAAUAAUUGCUAUAUCGAUGAUUAAAUAAACCUGUGCCAAAAUAGAUCUUUACAGAUUUAAAUGUGAUUUAAACACCAUUAGUUAAGAACAGACGUACUUUUGUAAUUAAAAAAAAAAUAAAAAUGUGAAAAGUGCCAAAAAAGUCACAGUUAAGAUAUACAGUAACUAGUGGGGGGAUAAAAGUGACUAGCAAAGCAAAAGAUUAGACAUUAGCUCUAUUAGGUUAAGAGUUUUCUGCCCCCUUAAUAACCAGUCCUUGUUAAAAAGAAUAAGGAGGGAUUCAUCUUGUAGGCCAAACAAAAAUCAGGGUGCCAUGUGGCCACCAACACAUCCCUGGGGCUAGAAGACUGCCGAGUGAGCUUAGCAUGGUUAAAGUUUUAUAAGUUAUCAGCAUUCUUAAGUCAGCCUUUUAUAGUUAUGAAAAUGUAUUUUGUGAAGAUAGAUGUUAUCUUUUUUGCACGUCGAUAUUGCAUGAUACCAAGUGAAGCGUGGAUUUAAAAAAUGAAGUUUCAAAAAAACAAUUAGGCAAUGUGCACUCAUUUUGAGGACAAAUCUUUGCAUGGCAACAACAGUUAGAGCUAUUAAAUUAGCUUUUUCACAUUUUUAACUUUUAGUUUUGCUAAGACCAAGCUGGUUUUUGUUUCCAUGAAAGCUAGGCCACAGAAACCAAAAUCAUUCAUAGUCAUUGCCAUAUUUAGCGACAUAAUUAGAGCACUCAUUUUGUACAAAGCUAUUGACAUUUUGUGAUAUUUUUUUUGAAAACAUUACCAGAAAAAAAUGGAAGUUGGGAAAGGAAGGUUAAUUUAUAGCAAAAGUAACUUCUCCUACUGAACAAUAAAACAUGGCCGUGAAUGUACUCGCCUCUACAUAAGUUUGCAUAUCACUCUUUCUAUCAUGAUUCUAGGGCUUGUUUUCGCUGUAAAUUGUGUGUCAGUACUAACAUCAUUAAGCUAUAUUACACUCUUCUGUUAAGUAGCUUGUUCUGCCAUCAAUGCACAUUAAGCUUGAUCCAUUCUUGCGAUAAUAUGCACUUUAUAUUUCUCUUAUAUUUCAUGCCACCCCAGUAAAAACAGCCCCAUUUCCAAAUGAGAGCAAAUGCAAUGACACUGCUUAACUGCUCGAAUCCUUUACUUCAAAUCUCCAUGAAAAAAUGAAAAAAGGAAUAGCUAUAGAGCUAUUUAAAUGGGCAGAAUUCCUGAUCAUAAUCAGUCUGUAAAGAAUUUUCCAGAUUAUCAAAGCUGACCAAAAAUGGCAGAUUUUGGAAAUGUUGUUAAUUUGAUUAAUUUGUUUUUUAUUAUUAUAAUGGAUAAGUGACAAAAAAAUGGGCAUGCCUGAUAUCAUAAAUAUUUUGUUUGUUUAGGGCCAUGUUGAGACUUCAAACAACGUCAAAAUUGCACAGUGCUUAGUCGUUGUUGCAUUUUAAACUAUAUCAGGCAUAUUUUUAUUUAUUUUUUGUGCGUAAAGACGAUAGCUCAGUAGGAACAAGGGUAAUAUUUGUGUUUUGUGCAUGCAUUUAGCAGUUUUGUGUGUACAAGCAGGGCUUUUUUUUCUCCCCAGGUUACUGGGUUCAGCAGCUUUGUCACAUGCAGUCAAGUCAAGAUGAAUGCAAACUUAUGGUUUAGCUGAUGAUGAGAAGGUCAUUGCUUUUAUGUGGGAAUUGGGCUCGAGCUUGUUGCUCUUCCAAACCCCCCCCCCAGUCCAACCCCACCCAAACCCCGCCCUUGGCCCCCACUAUCAGAAGAGGAGAAAAAAAAAAAAACUAAAAAACCUGGGGUCAUUCUUGAGCUUGUACACAUUGAAGCACCAGCAAUGUUAGAAUACAUUUGUCAUAUCACUGUUCUGUUCUCUCUUUUUUAUUUUCCUGUUUUUAUUUGUAUGACACUCUCUAACCUAGACCAAGUAUAACAAAAAUGUCAUUCAUAUGUAUCCUGUUUACUCUCCCUUUUUCUCCCUUUUGCACUUUCACUGCUCCCCUUUUUUCCCAACCACUCCCCACUCUUCUGCCGACCUCCCCCUCACACCCUCCCAGACUUUCUCCUGAGUGCCAAACAAAAACAGUACCAUUCCAAACGUUUUGAGUUCUCUUGUAUGUUGGACAUCCAUCGGACGCACCCAUGAAGCCAACAUGUUUCUCCAUAACAUGAUGUCAGUCAUGACGCCUCAACAUUACCCAAAAAGCAAGCCGUAAAAAGCGAGACCUGGAUUAACACGGUAAAAAAAAGGCUGGCUACCUCUCAUAAACUGCUUUUCCUAAUUCUCUGUCAUCUCUUCAACCUCCAGGACAUCACUGAUUUUGUGCCAUAAUGUUGGGGCCACUGUCACUCUACUCACCCCCGAGUCUCUCCAUUUGAUUUUUCGAUGGAAAACAUUAACCGCAAACAAAGAAAAAUCCAUUUUAGUUUUGUUUUUUCUUUAACAUUAAAACAUGCUGAGGAGUGUAACGUCAGCUGUGCAGCCAUCUUCUGUCUUCUGAACUUUGAAACUUCUCACCCCUCAUGAACUUUAUUGACCUUCUUCCUCCCCUUCUAUGUUCAUCAACUGUUUGGACUUAAAAACUCCAUUCCAUCUCCAAACCUUUUUGAGACUGUGCAAUUCUAGUUGAGAUGAUUGGAUUUAUUUCUCUUUUUUAAGUCAUCAUUGGGGACGAUUCUCAGAGAAAAGAAAUAAUAAAAAAACAAAAAACAAAAAAAAAAAAAAAAAAUAUCAAUAAGUUCCAUGCUGUUUCUCCACAAUUUCAUUAUUUUCUCUCACUGUAAAUAUUUGUCAGAUUUCGUUGAACUGUAACCAGAAACGUGUUCAACAUAAUGCGGCUGGCAGCAUUAAAUCGGUUUUGUGGAGUGCUCGUAGGAGGCAUCGAUAGAAAGCUGAGUCACAGACAGUGUCAUUUUGGUUGUUCUACCGCUAUUAGUCAGACUAGCAGCACCUAGAGAGAGGGAGUCCAGUCAAGACAAGUCUCUAAAAAGUUUAGAAAAUGUUCAAAAUUGGUUUAAAUGCAGAUUGAUUGUAGAGGAGAAUGAUUUAGAAACAAAUACUGUGCUCCUGUUUAUGUAAAAUGUGCUUGAUAAUUGAUCAUGGUUAGCAAAAAAUCUGGUUGCCACAAGAAAUGAUUCCAAAUUGUAUUCUUAUCUAACCAUUUCUGGCCCUCCUAAUGCAUAAUCACUACUAAGCGUUAAGGUAGACAAUUAGAACAGGUUUCAUACUUGAACCGAUGGUAGUUACUAAUCUUAUUGUACAUAUCAGAUGUGUCGAGUGUAAAUUGUGAUAUUUGUUGAUUAUAGGUGUCUUUGAUCAUUGCAGCAUCUGUUCAUAAAAUCAUAGAUGAAAAUGUUUCCCUGUGAUUAAGAAAGAUUGACCAUUUUCAUACGUCUCAACCAUGCUUUGAGCUCCACAUCUAAUGUUUCUAUGCUGCCAGCUUUAUUUUAUGAUGACCCUUCAUGAGCUUAUUUAUUUUAAAACUACUAUACAUUAUUAAUAAAUGGCAUCAAGAACUAGACAAAAGGGAAUGACUGGAAAGAUUAAUUACUGUUUUGUUUUUAGUAUUUUAGUGGUUUCUUUUAACAUCAUCCAUUAACUGACUUAAAAAGUAUUAAAUAUUUAAUGUAACUGUAGCAUUGUGUUUGUAAAAAAAAAAAAAUAGUGAGUUGUGUUUCUUGACUUGUGGAUUACCAGUGAAGUCAGCAAUUUAGUGCUAAUAUCUAUUAAGUCGUUUUUUUCUUUUUUUAAGGGUUAUUAUUUUCCGACAGCAACAGCAGUCAUUAUAAAUGUUCAUUUUACCAUCA
Molecule: messenger RNA, 9642 nt
Organism: Myxocyprinus asiaticus (Chinese sucker)
Lineage: Eukaryota; Metazoa; Chordata; Actinopteri; Cypriniformes; Catostomidae
Product: RNA-binding protein Nova-1-like
Exons: 5
Coding region: 575-2128 (517 amino acids)
Biological process (GO): mRNA splicing, via spliceosome; regulation of alternative mRNA splicing, via spliceosome
Cellular component (GO): nucleus; cytoplasm
Molecular function (GO): mRNA binding
Source: RefSeq, a predicted model, not a curated record